This is a messenger RNA of Danio rerio (zebrafish), 5116 nucleotides long. The record is from RefSeq and is a predicted model, not a curated record. Lineage: Eukaryota; Metazoa; Chordata; Actinopteri; Cypriniformes; Danionidae.
AAUUGAGCCAUGCGUUUGUUUACUAAUCAAGCAUUUGGAGUGUACGCUAAAGUGAUUUUUAUAUAUUGGGUGUGUUUUUGUGUAGAAAAAAAUGUGUGUAUUUUUAAGCAGACAUCUCCUUUGGUUGAGCAACAUUAUUGCAAGGUGGGUGUUUUCUUCAAGCAUUUAUUUUAUGCACAUUACCAUUGCAUGUUUGUAUUUGUCUCUUGCCUAAACUACCUCAACGAACUUUAGUUAAUGAUAUGGAAUUAUUUUAGUUAUACAUCAAGUGUUAUUUUUUAUUUUAAUUUUUUUUGUGAAAUUUUUUUAGUUGUUGGCUUUAGAAUGUUUAAAUACUCCAAACCUUUUUGUUAUACAUAUUGCUUGCAGAACUAAUUGGAAAAUCUAAAGAGCAUUGUUGGAAUAUUGGUUUUAAGCUGUUACAAUCAUGCUGAAAGCAAAUGGACGAUAUGUUUACUUUUUACGUCACUUCACUACAUCACACUUUGAUUCGUUGCUGAAUAACUAGUCAGAGCACUCUCUUUAGCUGAAGACCAACAUCGAUUAGACAUGCUUAAUCAGGUCAAAGAGCUCCUAUGUUAACCUGAUGUCAAACCAACUAGCCUGAAGUGCAUUUCCGAAAACCAUUGUUAGCCAACUAAGGUUGCAAGUUCUGUUGUUACAAACGUAGUUCGUUGAUUUGCCAUUUCCCAAAUCCAUCAUUCCAACGAACAUUCGCCAACUUCAAGUAUAUAUGUUUCUCCCACAGUCCAAAACAUGAGACAUAAGUAAAUUGACUAAACCAAAUCAGCACCAUAAUCAAUUCCACCAGCAGCUCACCCUCACAGCAAUCCCUAAGCAGCAACUUUUAUGCCCGCUUUGAACAAUGAUGGGUGCGCGUACACAUUGCAAGGCCCAGCGUCUCUCCAAUUUCUGCAGUUUUGCAGUAUUAUUCCUGCUCAUUUCAGGUCUGUUCGUGCAGAACAGCAGUGCCUUUACAUUGUACACCCGACAGGAGAUCUUGGAUAUGGGUUUGUGCAUUCCAGACAGAUUUAUUAGCAAUCUUCGACUCAUCACUGAGAUCGCCAGAACACCCGAGGGUGAGCGCUCUUCCCAGCCGGGCGGAAGUGCUCGAAGGCGGCGUUGAGACCGUAAACGAAGACAGGGGAACUGGGGCGAGCUAAGAGCAAAGCUAAAGCUAACACCACACCGGCUUUCUUUAUCCAGCAUUUUUCUUGUCAAUAUAUAGUCACUGGUGAACAAAAUGGAUGAGAUUCGCCCUGCAAACAAGAGGGAGCCCCGGGCUCGAGAAUCUUAGGAGCUCAGGGCACUCUCCCGGGACAGCAUGCCAAACUACCUUUAUCACCACUCAUCAGCUAAGUGUGAACUCUUGAAAUUUACAAUAUCAUCUUUCCAAAAUGUACUGAACUUAAAUGUGACUUUUUGAGGCAGCUAUCAAACUAAUAGUGAAAACAUGGAAUGGUAUCUUGCUUGUUGACUUAAAAUACUUUUUUUAGAUGCUUUAUUGCCAUUAAUAUGUAAAUGACAGGAGAGGGGAAAAAGGUUUACCAGUAAAUUUACUAGUAUUGCUAUAUUUGUGUGGACCUUUGGUCCCCUCGAUGUAAGGAAUACAAGGUACGCACACACGUGUGAUUUGCUAUUUCCUCUGUAAUAGAUGCUCUUCAGGAUGUGGGACUUGGGUGUGAUAUCAGCUUCUUGGCAAUGACCUUUGCAUUUGCAGAUAAUAUGUGUGAAAAUUGACAACUUUGACAAACUAAAAAUCAAUGUAAUGGAUAUUUAGAAAUGCGUAUGCAUAUAAAUCAGUCCCUGUUUUCAUGUCUCCCCUUAUUUUGUAAGACAAACAUCAGCCUUCACACUUCACACUGUUGCACAACUUAUUUGUCCAACACGGUCCACAAUAACCACACAGACUUUUUUUCACUUGUCAAACUGCAGUCAGCAGGUUUCAUUCUUACUCUCUUUUUGGUUUUGGUGUUGCAUCAUUGUAUCAUUCACAGUCAUGGCUGAACACAUUGUGAUUUUUUUUUUCUAUUUCUCUCUCUUAAUUUCCACUUGUUCUGAAUGUAAAAUUAUUGGCUUCAUCAUUGUUACAUUAGUACAAAAGUAUUAGUGAAUCUCCUUAUACCAACAGUCGCUUUAUUAACUUUUAAAAAUCGCUUAUUUCUACCGCGAGUGAGUUCUUUACAACUUUACAUUGUAUUCCGUUUCCAUGGCGACACGCGCUUCAGUUAAGAAGCGCGGCAGAUUUGAAAUUGUGUCCGUUACAUUCGAAAUGUUAUACAUUGUUAAUAGCUUUUUUCGUAAGGUGAAAGAAACUGCAUAAGACUUUGUUAUCGUGACAUCCUGUUUUUCAGUUUUAUCAGGAGACCUGCACUUGAGCCACACUGAACAGUCUGAUAACUUUAUCUGCACACUUUUUUUGUGUAAAAAAACAGACGUGCAAUUCCUUUGUGACUUACCAAUUCAGAAGAGUCUUUACGUCAAUCGUUCUUUGCUGCUGUGGUUUGUUGUCUUGAUCUGUGAAGCGAGGAGGGAAAAAAACAAACGGGUGCUCUUGAGGCGACUGAGCUUUUGUUUCCCUCAGUGAUUUUUUCCAACCACUGUUUCAAGCUCCAUCAUCCUGAGCACCUUCAGUGAUAUUUUAUAUAUUUUGGACACAGGAACUGUUCGACUGAUGAAAAUGCUUACCAGACUAGUUUUGUUUUGUUUGUGCUGUUGUCACCUGGCUGAUGCAGUGAAGUCAGUGUCUGUAACGGAAGGAGAUUCUGUCACACUAAACUCUGACUUGACAGAACUACCGACCGGACGUCUGAUUAUGUGGAAAUUUGAGCCUAAUGGGAAUCUUCUUGCGAAAAUCGAUUUAACAUCCAAGCUUAUCUCCAUAUUUGAUAAAGGGGAAUUCAGAGGAAGACUGAAGGUGGACAAUCAGACAGCAUCUCUGACCAUCACAGACAGCAAAAAAACAGAUGCUGGAGUAUAUAUAAUGAGCAUCAGUCACAACAUUAAGAGGACAUUUCUAUUCAACGUUACUGUAUACGCUCGUCUACCUGUUCCUGUCAUUAUCAGUGAAUCCCCACCAAAUUCUUCGUCCUCAUCUUCAUCAGUGCAGUAUUGUUCAGUGCUGUGUUCAGUGGUGAAUGUGAGUGCUGCGAGUCUCUCCUGGUACAAAGGAAACCGUUUGUUGUCCAGCAUCAGUGUGUCUGAUCUCAACAACAGCUUCCCUCUACAUAUGGAGUGUCUGGAUGGUUCCUACAGCUGUGUGGUCAGCAAUCCCAUCAGCAACCAGACUCAACAUGUGAACAACACUGAACACUGCCAGCCAUGUUCAGGUGCAUCUGGUGAGAUCGUUGAGUCCGUAUCAGUGACUGUGGGAGAUUCUUUGACCCUCCACACUAAAGUUAAUCAAAUGGAGCUGGGUAGUGUGCUGGAAUGGAGGUUUGAAAAAAAGAUGAUAGCUUUGAUCAACAGUGACCCCAAUAAGAUCACACAUGUCAUUACUAAUACUAGUGACAGACUGGAGCUGAACAGGCAGAGCGGAAACCUCAAAAUCAUGAACGUCAAAAUGGCAGACUCUGGACUUUAUGAACUGGACAUUAUCAGCCCCAGUGGGUCGACUUCCAAUAUUUUCAAUGUCAUUGUGAUCAAUAAAGCAUCAGAUGGAGUAAGGGUUGAGUCAGUGAGAGAGAGAGACUCUGUCAUUCUGCCGACUGGUCUUAAUCAAAUACGGAGAGAUGAUCGGCUGACCUGGAAGUUUGAAGGCACAAUCAUUGCUCAAAUUAACCAAACUGGAAUCUUUCCUCAUGAUGUUCUUGAUGGGAGAUUUAAAAACAGACUGCAUUUAAACCCAUGGACUGGAUCACUCACCAUUACUAACGUCAAAUCAAACACUUCUGGAGAAUAUGUGUUAGACAUCAGUAAGAGCAGCAGCGGAUUCACCACACACAAGACAUUCAGUGUUACUACCAUUGAUGGAGAUAAUAUGGUGUCAACGACGGAGGGAACUACUGUCAUUCUCGCAUCUGGUGUUUUUGAAAUACAUCAAGAUGAUGUGAUAAUAUGGAGGAGUGAACACGGAGACUCCGUCAUAGCAAAAAUCAGCAAUGGCACCUUCUCUACAUUUGACGGAGCUGAUGGGAGAUUCAGAGACACGCUGAAGCUGGACCAUCAGACUGGAUCUCUGACCAUCAGGAACAUCAAAACCGAACACGCUGGACUUUAUCACAUGGAUAUGAUCGGCAGCCGUCGCACCGUAUUCAAGAGAAUCAGCCUUUCUGUCUGUCCACGGGAUUGGUCUGUAUGUCUUAUAGCAGUAGUUGCUGUUGCUUUUCUGCUGCUGGUCUUGGCUGGAGUCAUUUUGGUUCGAGGAAAAAUGGGAUGUUGUUGCUCUGAUCAUGGAGAAAAACGGACUGAAGACGGAAUGAAGAUCAUGGAAUUAAAGGGGAAAGGCAGGAAAAUGAACAGAAUUUGAAAGCUCUUAAGUAAUAUGAGACCAGCUUUCUUCCAUGGAGUUAUCAGAUUUAAAGGAAUGAUGGAAAUGAAAUGAAGCAGAAAACCGUUCAAGUCUCAACAAACUCAACCUCUUCGAGAAUAUACUGUAUGUUACUAAGCUUGUCAGGAAUUAUAUCACUCAUUAAAUGGUUUGUGUUUUUUUUCCCUCCAGUUUUCUGACUGAAUGUAGUUUAUAUGAUGGUGGUUAGCAAAUUCAUGUCUAUAUAUGCUACAGAUGAUUAAAAACUCCUUAAAACUGCUCAAUAAUGUUUCGUUUAUGAAUUUAUUUAGUAACUAAGAACAAAAAUUUGUGUAAUCCGAGUAGGUUAUUGGAGAUAUAUUCAUGUGGAUUUAAAUCUGUCAUAAAAACAUCCUUCAUUUGUUUUUGUAAAAAGACGCACUUGUCAUUUAUUAAUUAAUUGUGUUUGGGAUAGUCUUGCUUUGAAAGAUUCCUUGUCAAAUGUGUUCUCAUCUGAUUAAGACUAUAUAUAAACCAAGCUUGAUUUUACGGUUUCAUUUUAGUAUUAAUUCGGAUCAUUUGUUUUUCUGAAACCCGUAAAUUAAUUUGAAUAAUCUUUGUAUGUUCAUGUGACGAAUGGCAUUAAAAACAGAUCUGAUUUACACACAA